Molecule: messenger RNA, 2376 nt
Organism: Colletotrichum costaricense
Lineage: Eukaryota; Fungi; Ascomycota; Sordariomycetes; Glomerellales; Glomerellaceae
Product: glycosyltransferase family 28 domain-containing protein
Exons: 3
Coding region: 1-2376 (791 amino acids)
Biological process (GO): phosphorylation; carbohydrate metabolic process
Molecular function (GO): UDP-glycosyltransferase activity; phosphotransferase activity, carboxyl group as acceptor; kinase activity
Source: RefSeq, a predicted model, not a curated record
AUGUCCCUUGGAGAGCACAGCCAAAACAGAGAUACGCACCCUAGCACCACAGCAUCAACAUCCAACGAAAUGACGACGUCAAGCUCCAAUUCAUCACCAAAGGGUGAUCCGUAUCCGAUUCCGGAUCUUCCGCCGGGCACAACGAUGCGCCUCAACAUCGUCAUCCUCUUCAUGGGCUCGCGCGGCGACCUCCAGCCCUCCCUGGUCGUCGCCAAGCUCCUGCAGCGCCGUCAUGGCCACCGCGUCCGCAUCGCGAGCCACCCGCCGUACCGCGCCGCCGUCGAGGCCGCGGGGGUCGGGUUCUACGGGAUCGGCAGGACGGACAUCAAGACCAUGAUGGAGAGGCGGUUGCUUCCGCGGAAGGAGCUGAAUGCGCUGGUGCCUGUGAUCCGGGAGGAGUUUCGGGAGAUGGGGGAGAGGUGGUGGGGGGCUUGCGUUGAUGGGUUUGGGUUUGAUCACGAUGGUGAGGAUGGGGUUGAUGGAGGAAGAGGAGGAGGAGGAGGAGGAGAGGAGAGGGGAGCGUUUGUGGCGGAUUUGGUCAUGUCUACGAUGCAUGUGUAUAACCAGACGUCUGCGGCGGCGAGGCUGGGUGUGCCGUUGCACCUGUUUGGGAUGAACCCGAGGAUUUUCUCGAGGGAGGUACCGCAUUCGCAGGCUGGGUGGGCUUUGAAGGGGCCUAGUCGGUGGAAGAAUGUUUUGUCCUGGUGGGUGCAGGAUUUUAUGUUCCUUGAAGCGAUGAAAUCCGUCAUCAACGACGUCCGCGUCAACGUGAUGGGCCUGGAGAACAUGUCCCCCGCCUGGUGGCUGAGCCAGUACAACAGGAUGAACGUCCCCUGCACGUACCUCUGGUCGCCGAGGCUGCUCCCGAAGCCAAGUGACUGGGCGGACAACAUCGACGUCGCGGGUUUCGUAUUCGAGGACGUGCCGUCAGAGUAUAUGCCGUCUCCGGAGCUGGUUGCGUUCCUGGAGGCGGACCCGGAGACGCCGCCGGUGUAUAUCGGGUUCGGGAGCAUGUCGUUUGCGAAUGCGCAGGACGUGUUUGAGGGGAUCUUUGAGGCGGUGAGGAGGGUUGGUGUCAGGGCUGUUGUUGGGAAGGGGUGGUCUAACCUUGUUAAGGAAGAUAUUGGACGCGUGAGGAAUGGAGACGAUGAGAGUCAAGGGGGCAGCAUCGGCGGGAAUAGAGACAUGACACACAUCUUCAUCCUCGACGAGGCGCCGCACGCGUGGCUGUUCCCCCGGGUCAGGGCCGUGGUGUGUCACGGGGGAAGCGGGACGACGGCCAUGGCGCUCCGGAGCGGGCGGCCUACGCUCGUGGUGCCCGUUGCCGGGGACCAGCCGUUUUGGGGCACGAGGAUCCACGCUGUCGGGUGCGGGCCGGAGGCAAAGUACGGGUUGGCGGAGAUGAACAGCCAGAGGUUCGAGGAAGGGCUGAGGGAGCUUCUGAAGCCGGGGUAUGCGGCUGCCGCGGAGAGGUUUGCGGAUACUGUGAAGAGGGAGAGACCUGGGGAGGAGGUUUGUGUUGAGAAGGUGCUUGAGACGGUUGGGGUUUAUGAGAGGGAGGGGAGGUGUGUUGUUUAUGGUGGACGGCCUGCUGUUUGGAGGGUAGCUUCGACGGGGAAGGAAGAGGGAGGGGAGAGGAAGUUGUCUGCUGUUGCGGCGCAUGUUCUUGUUGAGAGUGGGAGGGUUAGGAGGGAGGAUUUGAAGGUGUUGGAGGUGGUCAAGUGGCCUGAUUUGACGGGGCCUGGGGAUCCGGUGACGGGGUUGGUUCUCGGGAUGCAAAAGGCGUUUGGGAGCGUUGCUACGGAUGGGAGGACGGGGAGAUGGGGAAGAUUAGGUCUUCAUGUUUUGAGAGCUCCCCUCACGAUCCUGGCCGCCGUGGCGUUUGGCCUCUUCAACCUACUCGACUUCAUCCUCUACAAACUCGCCUCGCCUUUCGAGCCGAAGCUCUACGCGAGUAACCCGCGGCUGUACUCCUACCCGCGCAUGCUCUGCUUCCUCCUAUUCGCGCCCUUUGUCGAGCUAGCUUCCGUCGUGACGCAGCCUGCGCGUUUCCUGGCGGGUAGAAGAGAGGGAGAAGGAAAGGGGGGCAGAAGAAGAAGCUUACCAAGAGUGAUCCUCGAGGUGCCGCUCGCGCUUCUGAGGGUGCUUUUGGCGCUGGUCAAUGUUCUUGUUGGCGGGUUGGGUAUCACACUUCGGCAGCUGGAGCUUUUUUGUGCGAGGGCUAUGGGGGAGAGACCUGUGGGGGAUGUUGUUGCCGAGGCGAGGAUUCGGCAGGGGAGGGUUGAGGCGGAGGAGUUGAAGGUCGAGGGAGUUGAGAGUGGGAGGGAUUUGAUUGGGGAUAUUGUUAGGAGGUGGGAUGAGAGGAAGAAGGCUUGA